This is a messenger RNA of Colletotrichum navitas, 2001 nucleotides long. Its product is annotated as rhamnogalacturonate lyase. Gene Ontology annotation, molecular function: carbohydrate binding; catalytic activity. The record is from RefSeq and is a predicted model, not a curated record. The transcript has a single exon. The coding region runs from base 1 to 2001 and encodes 666 amino acids. Lineage: Eukaryota; Fungi; Ascomycota; Sordariomycetes; Glomerellales; Glomerellaceae. Gene Ontology annotation, biological process: carbohydrate metabolic process.
AUGCGUGUCUCCUCUCUCCGCGGCGCGGCUCUCGCCCUUGCCGCCCCGGCCGCCGCGGUCCUCAACGCGACAGAGACCUCCGACCGCCUCAUCGUCGCCAACGACCGCCUCUACGCCGCCGUCGCCAAGCCCGGCGGUUCCAUCGUCGAGCUCACCCUCGACGGUGUCAACCUCCUUGGCACCACGUCCGGCAGCACCGGCAAGGGCCCCUACCUUGACUGCUACUGCACGCCCGAGGGCUUCUGGACCCCGGGGAGCGUCAAGCCCACCUUCGAGCUCUUCUCGGGUGAGGACUCGGCCGGCAUCCCCUACGGAGGCGUCAAGAUGUCCGACACCUACGCUUCCACCGGGCAGGUCCUCGAACAGUACUGGUUCCUCCGCGAGGGCGAGAUGGGCCUGCACAUGUUCAGCCGGGUCGCCUACCACAACGAGGAGAAGCCCUUCCUCCGCAACCUGCAAGAGCUGCGCACGCUCUUCCGCCCCAACGACCCCAUGUGGACGCACCUCCUGACGAACCCGGCGCAGUACGCGCCCCUUCCCUCCGAGGACGCCGUCGCGGCGCAGGUCGUCGUCCAGGAUGCCACUUGGUACCUGGGCAACACCCCCGAGGACCCUUACGUCCAGCAGGAGGCCGACUGGUUCACAAAGUACACCUUCCAGGACACGUGGCGCGACAUUGAUGCCUACGGCAUGUACGCCGACGGCUCCAAGACGGCUGACGGCUCCGCCUACGGUGCCUGGAUGGUCUUCAAUACCCGCGACACCUACUUCGGCGGCCCGCUGCACUCGGACUUGACUGUCGACGGCAUCGUCUACAACUACAUCUCGUCCAACCACCACGGCAACCAGACCCCCAACAUCACAAACGGUUUCGACCGCACCUUUGGUCCGCAGUACUACCAUUUCAACAAGGGGCCCGCAGGCACUUCCAUCCACGACCUCCAUGCCGACGCCACUAGGCUCGCCGACCCGGAGUGGAACGCCGACUUUUACGACGACAUCGCCCACCUCGUCCCCGGCUACGUGCCCUCGACCAAGCGCACUACCUGGAAGCUGCACGUCGACCUGCCCCAGGGCGCCAGGAAGCCCAUCGCCGUGCUGGCCCAGAACGGCGUCGACUUUCAGGACAACGUCUUCGACACAGAGGCAUACCAAUACUGGUCCGACAUCGACGCCGGGGGCUACGCCACCAUCCCGUGCGUCAAAGAAGGCACCUACCGGCUCACCAUCUACGCCGACGGAAUCUUUGGCCAAUACGUCAAGGAUGACGUCCAAGUCGUCGCCGGCAAGGUGCAGACGACCCACGCGCGCUGGCGCGAGGAGACGGCCGGCAACGAGGUCUUCCGCAUCGGCACGCCGGACAAGUCGUCGGGAGAGUACCGCCACGGAUACGCCCGCGAUGAGACCAAGCUGCUAAGACCCGAAGAGUACCGCAUUUACUGGGCGCGCUACGACUUCCCCGACGAGUUCCCCGAGGGCGUGCGCUUCCGCGUCGGCGAGAGCGACCCAGCUAGAGAUCUCAACUACGUCCACUGGGCCGUCUUCGGCGGCAAGGGGAACUCGAAGCGCCCCGAAAUAUACCUCGGGGACGGCAACGUCAACAACUGGACGCUCGUCUUCGACCUCGAGGAGGCCCAGGUGCGCCAAAAGCGCUACGGCACCUUCACCGUCCAGCUCGCGGGCGCCAAGACGGCCGCCGGCAAUACAGAUAUCUUCAACGCCAGCGAGCCGUACUCCAAUCUCAGAUACACCGUCAGCGUCAACGGAAAGGACCUCGAGCCCUGGGUGAUCCCGUACCACCACAGCAGCUCGUGUGCCGUGCGGUCGGCGGUCAUCUGCUACAGCAUCGCCAAUAAGUUCGUCUUCGACUCUAAGAUGCUCAAGGCUGGCGAAAACGAGAUCGUGCUGAGCUUGCCGUAUGGCGCAAAGAACUACGAGAGCGCGGUACUGACGGAGGCCGUCUACGUGCAGUACGACGCUCUGCGGUUGGAGGUCAAGUAA